This is a messenger RNA of Schistosoma bovis, 1004 nucleotides long. Lineage: Eukaryota; Metazoa; Platyhelminthes; Trematoda; Strigeidida; Schistosomatidae. The record is from the annotation of a GenBank genome assembly.
UUGUGAUCAUGUUAAUAAUGCUUAAAUAUAGAUAAAAUCCUUAAAAUGUGAAUGAAUUCAAUGGUGAUGAUCAAGAUGUAAAUUGAUCGGAUUAGUUGAUUGACAAUUACUUUAAAUUAAAACAAAGUAAAUUCAAUAUUGAUAUAUAUUUAAAAAGAAGAAGACGACGACGACGAGGAAGUAGAAGAAAUCUAUGUAAUUAUAUAAAAAUGCCAUCGAAAUUAAUCUAUGAAAUCGUUGAAAAUGAUAACAAUAUAGAAGCUCAAUUAAAUUGUUCUGAUGAAAUUACUGAAGUAUUGAACUCAUCAGAUUGUAUACAAAAAGAUAUAUUAACUAAAACCUUACAUAAUAAUGGAAAUAAUAAAAACCAAAUAAAGCAUAAAACAAAUCACUCAUUAAAGAAUGAGGAAAGAAUUAGAAGCUUUUUUAUAUCUAAUCAAUUAUGGAUUGUUACUUUGUUAAUUCUAAUUAUCGUAAUUGUUAUUGCAUUAUUAUCUGUUUGGUUUGGAAUUGUAAAUUGUAAGUCCAAAUUAUCUGGUGUAGAUAUUGUUAAAGUACCAGGUGGUAGUCAAGUGAUAUCUUCCACGACAAAUGAGACGAUCAAUAAAAUAUGUUUGGAACCAAUUGAAUCAGGUCCAUGCAGAGCUUCCAUCGAGAUGUUUGCUUUUAGUGUAGACCAAUGGAGAUGUAUCAAAUUCAUUUAUGGUGGUUGUCACGGGAAUUCCAACCAGUUCGCUAGCAUAGAAGAGUGUGAAGCUGUAUGCCAUUAAGUGAAUUAUAAUUUCAACAAAUAUGUUUCAAGUUAUAUAAUUCACUGCUUAAUUUUCUUUGGUUUUGCAGAUUACAAUAUAUUUCUUUCAUGAUACACUGAUUAUUUCGAUUUAUAAAGUUUAUUUAUAAUCCGUGCAGAGUUUUGUAAAGAAAAAUUAUCUAAAGAUUUAAAAAUAUAUUAUCCAACAGGAAGGCCACCUGCUUGAAUAUCUGGACUACCUGUUCCUGCCAUC